Molecule: messenger RNA, 3042 nt
Organism: Neopelma chrysocephalum (saffron-crested tyrant-manakin)
Lineage: Eukaryota; Metazoa; Chordata; Aves; Passeriformes; Pipridae
Gene: USP22
Product: ubiquitin specific peptidase 22
Exons: 14
Coding region: 601-2178 (525 amino acids)
Biological process (GO): protein deubiquitination
Molecular function (GO): cysteine-type deubiquitinase activity; zinc ion binding
Source: RefSeq, a predicted model, not a curated record
CCAUUGCUCGCGGCUGGCGGGGGGGGCGCGGGCGAGGCGGAGGAGGAAGGAGCCGGCGAAGGAGGCGGGGGGGCGGUUUAAAGGGACAAGAGCCGUGCGGGCGCCGGUGGGGGGAGUCGGAGCGGCGGCGGGCGGGGACUCGCCCCCUUCCCCACACACCGCCCGCUCGCACCGCGGCCAGGGUCGCCUCCGCCGCCAGCGCCCCCCUCCCCUCCCUUCCUCUCCGCCCGCCGCUUCCACAGCGGCCUCUAUGAGGUAGAAGGGAGCGGCGGCCACUCCGGGGGCGGCAGCGGCCGCUACAGCCGCCGCCUCCUCCUCCUUCUCCUGCUCGCCUCAGAGCGCCCCAUCUUUGUGUGCGGGAGAAGGGCGGGAGGGAGUGCGCGCUGCCCGCCCGCCGCGCUUUGUUCGGAGCCGGGGGGCCGUGGCGGAGCCCCGGCUCUAUGUGCCAGCGGCUCCCCGGCGGCGGCGGCGUGAGGGGCCGGAGCCCCUGAGGGCGGGGGGGCCCCGGCCCGUGUCGGUGCUGUGGGGCGGGGGAAGGGGCCGGCUCGCUGCCCGCCGGCCCGGCCCGUGUGCGGGCGGAUUGAUGUGGGGGGGUCUGACAUGAGUCCGCCGGCGGCCGGGUGCUGCCAUGUGACCGGCUUCAAGGUGGAGAACUGGAAGCAGAACCUGCGGGCGAUUUACCAGUGCUUCGUGUGGAGCGGCUCGGCCGAGACCAGGAAGCGCAAGGCAAAGUCGUGCAUUUGUCAUAUGUGUGGUGCCCACCUGAACAGACUCCACUCUUGCCUCUACUGUGUCUUCUUUGGCUGUUUUACAAAGAAACAUAUUCACGAGCACGCGAAGACAAAGCGACACAAUUUAGCCAUAGACCUUUUGUAUGGGGGUAUAUACUGCUUUAUGUGUCAAGAUUACAUAUACGACAAAGACAUGGAACAAAUUGCCAAAGAAGAACAACGAAAAGCUUGGAAAUUACAAGCCUUCACCCCAACAGUGGUUUCUCACUACCAGUGUACAAUGACAGGCAUUGGAGAGAAGUAUUCAACAUGGGAGCCGACCAAGCGAGAGUUAGAAUUGCUACGACACAACCCCAAGCGGAGAAAAAUAACCACAAACUGCACCAUAGGUCUACGAGGGCUAAUCAAUCUUGGGAACACAUGUUUUAUGAACUGUAUUGUCCAGGCACUUACCCACACUCCACUGCUGCGAGAUUUCUUCCUCUCCGACAGGCACAAAUGUGAAAUGCAAAGCCCCAGCUCAUGUCUGGUCUGUGAAAUGUCUACACUCUUUCAGGAGUUUUACUCUGGGCACCGAUCUCCUCACAUUCCAUAUAGGUUAUUGCACCUGGUAUGGACUCACGCACGGCAUUUAGCAGGGUACGAGCAACAAGAUGCACACGAGUUCCUCAUUGCUGCAUUAGAUGUGCUACACAGACACUGCAAAGGUGAUGAUAAUGGGAAGAAGGCCAACAACCCCAACCACUGUAACUGCAUCAUAGACCAAAUCUUCACAGGCGGACUGCAGUCAGAUGUUACCUGUCAAGUCUGCCACGGCGUUUCCACAACGAUAGACCCGUUCUGGGACAUCAGUUUGGAUUUGCCAGGCUCUUCCACCCCGUUCUGGCCGCUGAGUCCGGGGAGUGAUGGCAGUGUCGUGAAUGGGGAAAGCCAUGUCUCGGGCACCACCACUCUCACAGACUGCUUGCGAAGGUUUACAAGGCCAGAACAUCUAGGAAGCAGUGCCAAAAUCAAAUGUAGUGGUUGCCAUAGCUACCAGGAAUCCACCAAACAACUCACUAUGAAGAAGUUACCCAUUGUGGCCUGUUUUCAUCUCAAACGGUUUGAACACUCAGCCAAACUGAGGCGGAAGAUCACUACGUAUGUCUCGUUUCCACUGGAGCUGGACAUGACACCUUUCAUGGCUUCCAGUAAAGAGAGCAGAAUGAACGGGCAGUACCAGCAGCCGACGGAUAGUCUAAACAAUGAUAAUAAGUAUUCCUUGUUUGCAGUAGUUAAUCACCAGGGAACCUUGGAGAGUGGGCAUUAUACCAGCUUCAUCAGGCAGCACAAGGACCAGUGGUUCAAGUGUGAUGAUGCCAUAAUCACCAAGGCAAGCAUUAAGGAUGUGCUAGACAGUGAAGGAUAUUUGCUGUUCUAUCACAAACAGUUCCUGGAGUAUGAAUAGCCUUAUCCAGCAGCUUGUCAGAUAUAAACAAGGAAGAAAAUACACAAGCCUUCUAAAUCGACACACAAACCUACCUGAAAUGAAAAGACCCAUUAAAAACCAACUCGCACUGAGCUGUAACAGGACCUACUUGACACUGACUCAAAGCCUGGAGAGUGAGAAAUGAACAAUGUCCGACGUGUGUGCGGUCCCACGAGGGCAGAAAGGGGGAAAGGAGGCUGCAGUCAGUCACUUAACAGAGGAAAUAUAAAAUGAAAGGAAUGCUCUGGGUGGGGGAAAUGGGAGCAGAGGAGUCCGGGUGCUGGUACAUCUCCUGUGUUCCUCCAAAAUGUGUGUGGGAAGGCAAAAGGGUUCUACCCUCAUCUCCAUAAAGCAUCUUCUCCAUUUGGUGCUUCAGCUCCAACGACCAAUCAUAUAACAGUUAAAAUUAAAAAUCCAAACCCAUUUUUUUAUGCAUAUGGGUCUGAAAGCAGUAGAGUGGAGGAGGAGGGGAUGAGACAACUAAAGGACUUUGCAAGUAUCUUUUUAUUUGUGAAUUUUAGUUAUUAAAUAAAUACAGUAUGAAACUAUUAGGCUCUUUUUUUUCCAACAACCAUAAAAGAAAUCCUGGAUUGUGGAACUGAAGCUGCAGUACUCAGACAGGUUUUCAAGCAUGCCUGCUUGCACAGGUAAUGUUCAAUGCCAUCGGACUGCUCGUCAGAAGCAUCAGCACAGAUUCUGUUCUGUUUGAGCCCUUUUUUGUUUUGUUUUCUAUAAAUAGCUAUUUUCUUAAUUUUUUUCCUUUUAUUCCCUUUUUUCACGAGAAUGAAAUUCAUAAAUGCAACCAUCAGUAAAAAUGAAUGAAUUGGCGUGUUUAUACUGUAA